AUGGCUGCCCCCUACGCAGACCCAAUGGCACAGCAAGCUUUCCAGCAGCCACUUCUGCAGCAAGGAUACCAGCCGGCAGCCAUGCCAUAUGCAGCGCAAGGAUACGGUGACCAGCAGGCCGCGAUGUCAUAUGCAGCGCAAGGAUAUGGCGACCAGCAGGCCGCGAUGUCAUAUGCAGCGCAAGGAUAUGGCGGCCAGGCCGUGGCACAAGAUCCACAGUAUGCCAAGCAACAAAAGAAGUUGCAGAAGGAACAAGAGAAGCGUCAGCGCCUUGAGAGGGUCCGCGAGGCUCAGACGAAGCAGGCCAAGUCGGAUAAGGAGAAUUUCUUGAUGUUCAUGUCCGCCGCUUUGAUUGGCCUCGGUAUCCUGCUUGGUCUCACCAUGGUCGGACCAUCGUGGGGUGUCAAGGAAUUCACCGGCUUGGGUAUCGGCCUGGUGAGCAUGAAAACAUCGCUCUUCAAGAUCGAGAUUGACGUCUCCUGCGACAAGUCCUUCGUCUUGGAGAGAGUAGCCUGCCGGAAAAUCAUGAAGUGGGACGGCGUCUUUGACCUUCAGACGUCCCAGGGCAAUGCCUGUGUGCUGAACCCAUCGGCCUGCGACGUGAUGUCACGGACAUACAUGGCAAGCUUCCCGCUCUUCGGGUUGAUCUCCUUGGCCGUGCUCUCCAACUUGGGCGCCGCAUUCUGCUUGUUCUCUUACUCAAAAGCGCUGGCAGAUUCCUCACUCCGUGCAUGGACGGGGACACUCACCCUUUUGGGUCCGGCAUUUGCGACAGGCGGCAUUGUCGCCUGGGCACUCUUGAUGCCAGAUCUGGGAGAGAUCCCAACAUCUUGGGCGGCGACGGUCGGGCAACUCGCUCCGGGGCUUUCGUACAGCGAGACACGUGACUUCCAGUUCGGAUGGACCUUCUUUGCAGCUUGCAUCAUAGACUUCUGCAUGAUUAUCACAGCUUUCUGCUGGAUGUGCAUGUUCAAGCGCAAUGAUGAAGAAGAACUAGAAGUCGCAAAGCAGGCUGCUGCUGACAGGGCAUUCUGCGAUACGCUGGAGGAGGAGCGUGCCUUGGGCUUCACGAAAGCAUCCGAGUUUGCUCCCGGCACCGCCGCCGCCUCCGCCAGUUUGGGCGAGACCGGCAACUUGGGCCACUCUUGCCUUUCUGGCCGGGCUGGCCCUCGCAGCGCGCUGGGCAUGGAAGAAGCUUCGGAAGCGGUCAACCACAACGAAGAUGCUUGGUCGGUCGCAGAGAUGUAUUUCCAGUUGGAGAAGAGUGCUGGCGCUCCUACAAAAGCCGCCGCACCAUCCAGCAGCAUGCCAAAGGCUGCAGCGCCGUUGCCUCCGGCGCCUCCAAAACUGCCAACCGCCCCGAUGCCCACAAAGGCACCUCCGACUCCGCAAACCGAUGAGCUGAAAGGGGAAACGGCUGCGCCGGCAGCCAAACCGCCUGCACCAGUGUCUACACCUCCUCCUGCCACACCCGCGGCGGCGCCACCACCCACAACUGCACCCAUCCCACCCGCUGCGCCCCCACCAGCUGCCAAAACUCAACCGCCAGCAGCACCGCCACCGCCAGCAGUCCCGCCACCACCCCCAGCCGAAGCCGAGCCCACGCCAGCUGAGUCUCAGAGCGAGACAUCCGCUUCGGAGGCUGCUGCGUCUGCAUCAUCCUCUGACUCAAAGAAAACCGAGGCGAAAGAGAAGAAAGGCUUCGGUUGGCUGCUGAACAGGAGCAAGUCGGCAGAGGCACCCCUCCUGGCAGAGCUUCUGCAGGAGAAGGACUCCAGUGAUGGUGAGGUGCCAACUGUUUAUCUUCGUGCGGUCGCCAGCGAGCUAUGUGUCGAUGCACCAAGUGGCGUGUUCGAUGACACCGAGGGCCUGAAGGUGGUUCCUGCUUCUGUACGGGACUUGGUUCUCAGAGCAUCAAGCCGCUCUUCCACGCCUUGCUACUAG
Symbiodinium sp. CCMP2592 is the source of this 1944-nucleotide messenger RNA. NCBI's taxonomy places the organism in Eukaryota, Dinophyceae, Suessiales, Symbiodiniaceae. The record is from the annotation of a GenBank genome assembly.